Messenger RNA from Scophthalmus maximus (turbot), 2310 nucleotides. RefSeq names its product CYTL1 domain-containing protein. The transcript is spliced from 6 exons. Bases 1821 to 2258 code for a protein of 145 amino acids. Gene Ontology annotation, biological process: positive regulation of transcription by RNA polymerase II. NCBI's taxonomy places the organism in Eukaryota, Metazoa, Chordata, Actinopteri, Pleuronectiformes, Scophthalmidae. The record is from RefSeq and is a predicted model, not a curated record.
UGCAGCCCAUGGUGAAAAGGGGAAUGAAAGGAUCCGGAAUAAUCCAGCAUCAGGAGUUAGAGGGCCUGAAGAAAAGAAAAAAACAGGUGCCUCGGACCACGGUCCAGAAUAAUGGACCAAAAGAGGUGAGCUCUGUCCGGAUCAAACUGAACCAUGGUUCGGCUCGUUAGCAGUGUGGGAAACUAUUUCCUUUUCUUUUUAUUUUGAAUGGCUCGGACUUUCGGACCGAUUACAGGAAGUUGUUGAGGCAGCUAGCAACCACAGAAGAAGAAGGACGAUCUUCGGCGACCAUGUAGACGUUCAUUUGGCGAAUUCGUCUCGAGUACAUGGGCUUGUGGUCGGUGCCGGAGUUGUUGUUGUUGCUGCUGGUGGUAAUAUCAUAAUCACGCGAUGGCAAUCUGUUCGUUCGCCUUCUCCGUCCAUUCAAACCGGAAAAGGCUUCCCGCCGACUUGACAACACACCCACGUCAGAACGCACGCACGUGACACGUCUGCGAACCAAUCAAAGUCGGGAAACGCGGCCGACGUAGGCGAGAACGACUAUCAAGUGUGAAAACCCUCUCAGGUGUUCACGGCCCUCAGACUGCUGGGUCACCUCUGUCCCAUGUUAAUUGAGAAGACCAAGGUCAAGAGGAGAAUCGCUGUGUGCUGGGACUUUGAGACCAGAGAUAUGCUUACAGGGCACAUUGCAUAUUUUCUUCCACUUCAUGCCUCUCCGUCAUGCCAAGACACGCUAAGUGUCGGCCAUCCGUCUUCAUACAGAGGGAGGCGACAGACCUCCAACUCUCGACAACGCUGUGAGAUGUAACGAGCAUCACUCAAAAGCAGAACAAUACCCAAACUCGCGUAAAGCCACUUACCAUGCAGGAGGCCUCAGCAUGUGCCAGUGAUGUCCUAGUUUUGUGAUAUCUAUUGAGUUGGUGGCUCCAGACUCUUCGGGCUUAAAAUAAUCCUGCAGCGUGUACAUCGACAAUUCCCAACUGAUACUACAAGAUGAAAUGCAUAGAAAGCCAUCCACACUUCUGAGAAGUAAAUACUUUUACUCAUGUACAAUACAUAAUUACAAUAACAUUCUCUGCUGCAAUCAUGUGAUGUGCAUAAUAGUGCAUCAGUCAAAUCCUGUAGUUUACACAAUGAUUUUGAAAUGGUCCAUUUUGCAUGAUGUGUACUUUUGGGUACGUGUGAUGUUAAUUCUUUUGCAAUUAAGUAAAAUACAACAAAGCACUGUGUAUUUUUUUUUUCUACACAGGUAUUUUUCACUUCUUCCUCUCUCCACUUAUUGAUAAAGACUUUUUAGAAUUGCAUUUUAUAAUAAAAGUUAUUUGCCAAGUGUGAGCAAUAAGACCCAUUUAUCAAGUGACUUCAGCCUUACUUACAGCCAAGUGUAAAAAAUAACAGCAACCCUAAAAUGAUCACAUGAUGGAUUAUUUAUUUUCUCUGAGAAAUAAUAGUUAAUCAGAGGUAUAGACUGACCCAAAUUUUCUGCUGCAAGACAUUUUGCUGUCUGUAGACAAGGUACCUGGGGGAAAAUUAUACUAUAAGGAGAAUUUAGAUCCACACCGACAAGAGCGGACAGUGAAGAUGCUCAGACAGUGAUUGCAAAUACAUUUCUUCUCUACCUUCAUAUUAUGUUUUAAAAAAGUCACAGUGAUUCCUCUUGACCUCGGAUUGAUUCCCCUGCAAAAAUAGAUCAUUGCUCUGCACUUAAACCGAGGGGUGUGUCAAAAUAUGUCCACAACAAGCAUACGUGGCUGCAUGUCUGCAUUGGCGACAAACAGACAAACAAAAGGCUCCGUUAGUGCUGUAGGUGUCAGUGAGUCAUGGCGAUCUUUAACCACUUGUUGCUUGUGUCGUCUCUGGUGCCGCUGGUGCUGAGCUACCCUUUCUUCCCGCCGACAUGCUACACCAAGGUGCUGAGCAUGGCACGGGAUCUCACCCAGUGGGCGGCAGAUUUGAAGAGGGACCCUGAAACUACUUUCUGCAUGGCACACAUGCCAGAACUCUACCUUGACGUCCAUAAUGGUUGUGUGAUGUACAAAAUGAGGACCUACAUCUCCCUGGUGGAAGGCCUGCGAGAGCGCCGCUGCGCGUACACCAGAGACGUGUGGAAGCUGGUGGUCACUCUGAGACAGCUCUUCAUCUUCAUGUCGGAGAAAUGUCACGGGGACUGUUCACGAUCUUUGACUGUGCUGCACUGGAGGGCUAACAUUCCAGAUCCUGAAAUCAUCUGCUCGGACAGAAAUAAGAGACCGCAAUAGACCUUAUGUCCUUAUCCUAAUGUCUGAAAUAAAUGAAUAACACAAGUUUAAA